AUGUCUAAUCAUGAAAAAAAUUACAUAGCGACAACAACACUAGACCCAAAUCCAGUCAAUUCAUUUAUAAAAGAGCAAGAUAUAACGGAAGAAAACGCAACAUUUGUUGAGAAUAAAGAAAUCAACUUGAAACACGAAUCACUAAAUUCUUCACAAACAAUAAAUGAAAAUGUUAAUUCGACCGACAAGCAACAUGAACAAGAUGUAAAAACGCAAGAUGAAGUGUUGGUUGAUAUUGUCGACACAAAUAAGAAAGAAAAUUUCGAGGAUCAAAGUCAGAUUUUGCCAUUUAAAAAAUUAAUAUUUGUUUUCGUGGGUUUAUUAUUGGCACUUUUCCUUGCUUCCCUCGAUCAAACAAUUGUAUCAACAUGUCUUCCGAAAAUUGCCUCAGACUUCAAUGCUCUUGACAAAAUUGCAUGGGUUGGUACCGUAUAUCUAUUAACAGCCACAUCAGUUCAACCACUUUGUGGUAAGUUUUCGGAUAUUUUUGGACGAAAAGCUGUUUUCCUAUUUGAAGUCAUUGUAUUCUUAACAGGAAGUGCGCUAUGUGGAGCUGCUCGGUCUAUGACAACGCUUAUUAUUUUCAGAGCUGUUGCUGGAUUGGGUGCAGGUGAUCGCGGAAAGUAUCAAGGAUUUAUCGGUGGUAUUUGGGGAAUUGCGUCUUUCGUUGGUCCUUUAAUUGGCGGUGCUCUCACAGAUCAUGCUUCUUGGUGGGCAUUCUACGUAAAUUUACCUAUUGGCUUGGGAACAAUUAUCUUAAUCGCAGUUUUCCUUUCAUUACGAAGCGUCUACGGUUCAAUAAAAGAAAAGCUUGCACGAAUUGAUAUAUUGGGUAGUUUUCUAACAUUUGUCAGUAUCGUGUGUUUGAUUUUACCAACAAACUGGGGAGGAAGUGAAUACGAAUGGAGCAACUGGAGAAUCAUUUUACUUUAUUGUAUUGGUGGUAUUCUUGUCCUUCUCUUGAUUUACGUUGAACUUCGAGUCGCCAUUGAGCCAGUUAUUCCCCCGAGCGUGUUCAUGUAUCGGACUGUAAAUGCCGUUUAUGUGACAAAUUUCUUUGUGGGAAUGGUGUUUUUUUCGUUGCUUUUUUUUACUCCGUUGUAUUUCCAGGCUGUAAAAAAUGCCUCCGCAACUUCAGCCGGUCUUCACAUGCUCCCUCUCGUUUGUGGUUUUGUGUUAUUUUCGGUUCUUUCAGGAAUCGCAUUUUCAGUAACUGGACACAUUAGAGGGUUCAUUUGGUUUGGCACUUGUGUGCUGACUAUCGGUUGCGGACUUUUGAGUAUGUGGGAUGCAGACACGAAUAGUGGCAAAUUAAUAGGAUAUUUAAUCGUGACUGGUUGUGGAAUAGGAUUCGUCUUGCAGACUACUUUACUUGCAGCGCAAAGUGCUGUUCCCUACAAGGAAAUUGCGGUAGUCACUUCAAUGGCGAAUUUCUUCCGAGCUGUCGGCGGAAUCUUCGGAUUAGCAAUAAACGGUUCGGUAUUCAAUAACAUUCUCAAAAGCCGGUUUAUCGAAAUCAUCGCCUCCUCACCCGACGUACAUCUAAACAUCGACAACGCGAAAAACAAUGUUCGAUUGAUAUAUGAGAUUCCGGACCCAAUAUUGCGUGAAAAAGUCAUUGAUGCGUUUGCACAUGCCAUUAGUACAAUCUAUAUGGUCGCCAUACCGUUUGGCGUGCUGGCAUUUGUGUCAAGUUUACUUUUGAAGCAUCAUAAGAUGCGUAAAAAUCAUGGAGCGAGUGAUACCGCUACCGAAUGA
This is a messenger RNA of Ambispora gerdemannii, 1758 nucleotides long. Lineage: Eukaryota; Fungi; Glomeromycota; Glomeromycetes; Archaeosporales; Ambisporaceae. The record is from the annotation of a GenBank genome assembly.